ACAUGCAUCAUGAAUGAAUCUGCUUCUAGUGGAAAUGGUCAAGAGUUUGAUGUAUUUAGUGCUAUGGACUGGAAGGAUGGCAUAGGUACUUUGCCAGGAAGUGACCUAAAGUUUAGAGUGAAUGAAUUUGGGGCCUUGGAAGUGAUUACAGAUGAAACGGAGAUGGAAAGUGUUAAAAAGGCAACUGCUACCACAACCUGGAUGGUUCCAACUGCUCAAGAAGCCUUUUCAGAAAAGACAGGGAUACCCACAAGGUUGAAGGAAACUGCAAAAAUGGAUGGACUUGUUUUCUGUGAAAACUGUUACCGCUAUGGUACCAUAGAAGAAUUUGUUCCUGAAGGGAAAUUUUGCAGCCAGAAAUGUGCCCAGCAAGUAAAAAACAAAGAACCAAAGGAGGAAAAGCCCAGUGUGGAAUGUAAUGGGGAAGAUGAUUCCAAAGGCAUUCGUAAAAGAAAAGCAAAGUUACCUCUCAAAGAAGAAUCCAGGGAUAAUGGGGAGAAGAAAGAGAAUCCUGAUGAAACUGAGGACAAACCUGAAGGAAGGAUCUUGAGAGUCUCACAGAGAGCCAGGAGAAAAAGAAAAGGGGAAAUAACAGUUUUGAAACAAACUGUACCCUCUAAAGGAAGGCAAGCAUGGUGUUGGGCAUCCUAUCUGGAGGAAGAAAAGGCCAUUGCAGUACCUACCAAGCUUUUUAAAGAGUAUCAGUCUUUCCCAUACAACAAAAACGGAUUCAAAGUAGGGAUGAAGCUGGAGGGCGUGGAUCCCGAGCACCAAUCAAUAUACUGUGUUCUCACGGUGGCUGAGGUUUGUGGCUACAGAAUACGACUCCAUUUUGAUGGAUAUCCAGAUUGUUAUGAUUUCUGGGUGAAUGCUGAUUCUUCAGACAUUCAUCCUGUUGGAUGGUGUGAGAAAACAGGUCACAAGCUUCAUCCACCUAAAGGAUAUAAGGAAGAAGAAUUCAGCUGGCCCUCGUACCUAAAGGCAUGCAAGGCUCAAGCUGCUCCUAAAUCACUGUUUGAAAACCAGAAUGCAACAGUCAUUCCAUCGGGAUUUCGAGUGGGGAUGAAGCUGGAAGCUGUAGACAAGAAGAACCCGACUUUCAUUUGUGUUGCUACGGUAACAGACAUGGUGGACAAUCGUUUUCUGGUUCAUUUUGACAACUGGGAUGAGAGUUACGACUACUGGUGUGAGGCAGCUAGCCCACAUAUUCAUCCAGUUGGGUGGUGUAAAGAACAUAAAAGGACACUCAUCACCCCUCCCGAUUAUCCACAUGCUAAGCAUUUUUCUUGGGAGAAGUAUUUGGAAGAAACCAGUUCGUUACCUGCACCUGCAAGGGCUUUUAAAGUGAAACCUUCUCAUGGCUUUCAGAAAAACAUGAAACUUGAAGUGGUUGACAAGAGAAACCCAGUAUUUAUCAGAGUAGCAACUAUUGUAGAUACUGAUGACUAUAGAAUAAAAGUCCAUUUUGAUGGCUGGGAUAGUAUUUAUGAUUAUUGGACUGAUGUAGAUAGCCCUGAUAUCCAUCCUGCAGGCUGGUGUACAAAAACCGGACACCCUCUUCAGCCCCCACUAAGUCCCUUGGAAUUGGUGGAAGCUUUAGAGCAUGGAGGCUGUCCCACAGCAGGAUGUAAAGGAGUUGGGCACAUUAAAAGAGCAAGACAUAUUGGCCAUCAUAGUGCAGUCAGCUGCCCGUAUUCAGAGAUGAACUUGAACAAAGAAAGCCUCUUACCUGACCGGUUGAGCGGGGAGAUGCCUGCAGCCAGUCCUGUCCCCAGAAACAGAAAAGUGGAAGCAAGUGAAAGAUCCACCUCUCCUGUAAUCAACAGUGACAGAAAAUGCCCCAGCCCUGGUCAUAUAAGUACAAAAUCUUCAGUUCACAAUCGAUCAUCUGGGAAAGCUGUACUAGAAACAACUAAGCAGGAAGAUGCAGAAAGUAAAUCUCCUUGCAAGAAACCCCUGUUACAUGAUGUGAAAGAAAAGAAGGCACCUGGUGUAAUAUUACAAACAAAGGACUCCAUAAAGAACAAAGAGUGUGAAGAAGAGGAGACAGAAAAUAAGCUGCUCAUUUCAAAUGAAAUUAAAGAUGUUGAAGAACCCAACACACAGAGGCUUCUUUCUCAACCAGUUAUUGUGUCUUCCAAGUUGCAAAUCCCUGGCCUACCCUUGCGCUGGGAACAGCAGAGCAAGCUCCUUCCAAGUGUAGCUGGGAUCCCAGCCAGUAAAGUUUCUAAGUGGAGUACAGAUGAGGUCUCUGAAUUUAUACGGAGUUUACCAGGAUGUGAAGAGCAUGGCAAGGUGUUUAAAGACGAGCAAAUUGAUGGAGAAGCAUUUCUGCUAAUGACCCAAUCAGACAUAGUCAAAAUAAUGAGCAUUAAACUGGGCCCAGCACUAAAAAUCUUUAAUUCCAUUCUGAUGUUCAAAGCUGCGGAGAAAAACUCACACAAUGAACUUUGAAGAUAAUGGAAAAUGUGUACGAGCCAGCUUUCUCCACUGGAGCUCAUGUUUUAUUCAAAGCACAAAGUCGCGCUAGAACUGUUGAGUAAGGACUCUCAGAAAGGAAGAAACGUACGUUCAGCACUGGUGGACUAUUUAUAUUCUCCUAGAGCCAGUACACAUGUGAAUCCUUCUGGGAAGUAUUCAAGCUUUUGAGAAGGUACUGUGUAACAACCGAGUCAGCUAGUCUUAUCUACCAAACUAAUGGGGCUAGUUCUCCAUGGAUGGUUAGGAACCCUAACUUUCUCUGGACAUCAAGAAAACCUUCGUGAAUUAUUUAUGCUGUAUUAUAUAAAGGAACGUUAAUAUUUUCUAAGAAUUCUUGAAUUCUACUUCAUGUACCCAUUUUACUUUUCAGAAGCUUUUACUUCAUACUAUCAAAAUAUAAACUGAUUAGCCAAAAAUUAGGCUACAGGUAGCCAGAUGAGACUGUUACGGCUAAUACAUAUUUGUGCCAUAGUUUAAAAAUGAAACACUUAAUGUUACAUAUGUGACACUUUAUGCUACAGCAGAUAACUUUACAGAUUAUAAAACUGUCUGUUUGCUUGUAACAAAA
Messenger RNA from Athene cunicularia (burrowing owl), 3049 nucleotides. RefSeq names its product L3MBTL3, histone methyl-lysine binding protein (gene L3MBTL3). The transcript is spliced from 21 exons. Gene Ontology annotation, molecular function: zinc ion binding; protein binding. Bases 10 to 2454 code for a protein of 814 amino acids. The record is from RefSeq and is a predicted model, not a curated record. Gene Ontology annotation, cellular component: nucleus. Lineage: Eukaryota; Metazoa; Chordata; Aves; Strigiformes; Strigidae. Gene Ontology annotation, biological process: regulation of DNA-templated transcription.